AUGUCGACCUGGUGGUCGUCCUUCGUGUGUGGAAAUAGCAUAGUUGUCCUGCGACCAAUCCUUUUGUCACCAGACGACUCGACGUCUUUGGUGUCUGAGGUUUCGUCAGUGAAGACGUCCUUCCGAGUCGAGUCGUCGUCGUGGGCUAUGAGGGUAGUAUCAGAUGUGAUAGAGAUCCGGUUACAUUUGGAGACUGGGGUAGACAAAUCGAGUGUAGUGUUGGGUGUGGUCGAAAGGCUUGUACAAUCGGAGGUGAAAUUCGACAAAUCGAGUGGGAUAGUGAUGCUGGGUGUUGAUUCGGGUACAAGUGACGAUGAAAAUGAAAAUGAAAAUGAAAAUGAAAAUGAAGAUGAAAAAGAUGGUGAAGAUUUGCACUCUGGGCCAUCCGGUGCUGUCGGAACGGUAUCUGUGAGGUUCUCACCGGUUGAUGGCGCACCGAUCUCGCCGCCGAGUAUUUUUGAAGCGGUUCUGUGCGGCGAUGACGAAAACGACGGUAGUCGCGUCGUGCAGGCCGAUGCGACAAUUAGGCUGGUGGAACCUGGCCUUGGACCAGAUUGAAUGGGACGGCCGACAGUUUGGUUGAAGAAAACCACAGAUAAAACGCCCGUGAAGGCUAGGCGUGAAGCGAUAUGGCAAGAGGAGGAAAUCAUAAU
Messenger RNA from Suillus clintonianus, 653 nucleotides. RefSeq lists its product as uncharacterized. The coding region runs from base 1 to 558 and encodes 185 amino acids. NCBI's taxonomy places the organism in Eukaryota, Fungi, Basidiomycota, Agaricomycetes, Boletales, Suillaceae. The record is from RefSeq and is a predicted model, not a curated record. The transcript is spliced from 3 exons.